Messenger RNA from Hordeum vulgare subsp. vulgare (domesticated barley), 1879 nucleotides. Its product is annotated as cold shock protein CS66-like. The record is from RefSeq and is a predicted model, not a curated record. The transcript is spliced from 2 exons. Bases 102 to 1562 code for a protein of 486 amino acids. NCBI's taxonomy places the organism in Eukaryota, Viridiplantae, Streptophyta, Magnoliopsida, Poales, Poaceae. Gene Ontology annotation, biological process: response to water.
ACUUCAGUCCAUCGGCAUCCGCUUGACAUUGACAAUCCGAUUCAAUCCACAGCCAAGAACACACACUCACAGCAGCAGCAAGCAAUCCGUGAAGCGAAGAGAUGGCGCAUUUCCAGGGCCAGCAGCACGGCCACCCGGCCACCCGCGUCGACGAGUACGGCAACCCCGUGACGGCCGGCGGCCACGGCGGCGGCGUCACCGGGACCGAUGGCUUGGGCCACUUCCAGGGCCAGCAGCACGGCCGCACGACGACUCGCCUCGACGAGUACGGCAACCCGGUGACGGCCGGCCACGGCGUUGGGCUGGGAUCCACCGGCGCGGGAGCGCACGGCCCUGGGCACGCUGGGUACGGGUCUACCGGCACCAACGACACUGGCGGCCAUGGCCGCCAGGUGGGUUACGGUGCCACUGGCACGGGCACCCACGACGCUGGGGGCUAUGGAGGCUCUGGGAUUGCCCCUCGGCACGGCGGCGCCGGCACUGGGGUUCACGACGCCGGUGGUUUGGGGCACACAACCGGGCAUGGCGCCACCGGUACCCACGGAACUGGGCACACGGCUGGGUACGGCUCCACCGGCACCGGAAUGACCGGGACACAUGGUACAGGGCACACGGCCGGGUAUGACGCCACCGGCACCGGGAUCACCGGGACCCAUGGCACCGGCCACACGGCCGGGUACGGCUCCACCGGCACAGGGAUCACCGGGACACAUGGUACAGGGCACACGGCCGGGUAUGACGCCACCGGCACAGGGAUCGCCGGGACACAUGGCACCGGCCGCACGGCCGGGUACGGCGGCACCGGCACCGGGAUCACCGGGACCCAUGGCACAGGCCACACUACCGGGUACGGCGGUGGUGCCACCGGCACCGGAAUCACCGGGACCCAUGGCACCGGCCACACGCAUGGGUUGGGCGGCACCGGCACCGGGAUCACCGGGACCCAUGGCACCGGCCACACGACCGGGUUGGGCGGCACCGGCACCGGGAUCACCGGGACCCAUGGCACAGGCCACACGGCUGGGUUGGGCGGCACCGGCACCGGGAUCACAGGUACCCACGACGUCGUCGGCACACACCCUCAUGGUGGGCUAGGCGAGCACAAGACCGGUGGCAUCCUCCACCGCUCUGGCAGCUCCAGCUCCAGCUCGUCAUCCUCCGAGGACGACGGGAUGGGCGGCAGGAGGAAGAAAGGCAUGAAGCAGAAGAUCAAGGAGAAGCUCCCCGGCGGUAACAAGGAGCAGACCACGGCCACCGGCGGCUACGGGCCAGGGUACACGGGGACCACCGGCACCGGCGGGGCCCACGGAGCCACCGAGGGGACGCACGAGAAGAAGGGCGUCAUGGAGAAGAUCAAGGAGAAGCUCCCUGGCGGGCACAAGGACAACCCGCCGCACACCACGGCGACGACCGGCGGCUACGGAGCUGGCACCACUGGCACCGGCGGCUACGGAGCUGGCACCACCGGUACCGGGGGGACGUACGGCGCUACUGAGGGCACCCACGAGAAGAAGGGCAUGAUGGAGAAGAUCAAGGAGAAGCUCCCCGGCGGCCACCACUGAACUGAGCCUGACUUGCCUCGGCGGCCUCGGGUAGAGUAGUGAAGAAUAAAGACUCGAGGAACCGCCGUGUGUGCAAUCAAAGGCAUAGUAUUAAGUUUUUUAUAGUAUCUUUCUUUUACCGUGUGAUAGAUGUUGCAGUACUGUGACAUGGCCUGGUUCUAUGUAGUUUGUCUGGUCGGUUUGCACUUUUUUGGCCUGUUUGGAUACACUAGCCUCGUUGCACUUUUUUGGCCUGUUUGGAUACACUAGCCUCGCUGGACUAACUCUGAACCAGCUCCGACCUUUGGUGGUGUUUGGAUGAUAGAGUUAGCUCCAAC